AUGAAAGAAAAAACGAAUAAACCGCGUAUCCUUUCCACGAAGGUUUUUACCUUCUUCCUCCUAGUUUGCACCGGGAAAUAUCCCCUUGAGUCAUCUACCUUUGGAAAAUCUCCCGACACGAAAUGCCACCCAAGGAAUGCACCAACCAUGCAAGUGAGUAGAAUACUAAUCGGAGAAACCCAGGUACAGUCCCCCCCGAUCUACCCCAGCUUAAAAGAAAAACUAAUUGACAUACUUGAUGAGAGAAACGAUGAUGUGUUCAGAAAACGAUUGAACGCCUUAAUACAAGAGGAAAAAUAUAAAAAGCAAUUCGAGUUCCUAUUUAAUGGCAACAAAUUCACGAAGGAUUUAUCCGACUUAGCCAUUAACCACGAAAAAUUAAAAGCGGCAGGUGUUCCAAAUGUUUCGAACUUUAAGAAUGAUCCCAGCUCGAACUUGGCAGAAGUCAUAAGCAAAUUUCCCUCCAUAGAUAUGAAAGAUCCCACACGAAUGCUCACUCACCCUAAUAGGAGAAGAACCCGCACGAAAGAUUCCCCCCCAAGAUAGAUGUUUCCCUCCCAAGAUAGGGAUGAGUCCGCAAGAAAGUCCUCCAAUCUAGACGAGUCCCGAAACAUAACCGAACUAUCCAAAUUCAAAAGAGAGAAUAAACCCUAUGACUUUGAAAGAGAAAAAAAAAAGGAAAAAUCACACGAUCUACCCUACUUGAACCAACCAACCAAAUCAGCAGAACAAACUAAGUCCUACCAAAAGGAUAAGUCCUACAUGGAAACACCAGAAAUUCGAAAAAUCCCCAAGAAAUCAGAUGAAUCCAACUUUGAUGAUAUGUUUAAAAAAUACUCAAGUCAACAAAAAAUGGAAACGGAAAAGAUGAAAAUUGAUAAUAAAAAGGGUUAUGAUGAUAAGUUCCCCAAGAAGUUUGACUCCCAGAAUGACAUGGACUUUAUUGCUCUGGAUGAUGCCUACAGAAAAAAAGGAUCCGAUCGAAAGGAAUACUUUGAUGAUAGGACUAAUUAUAAAGGUCGUGGCUACAACAUGGAUGAUGAUUAUGAAAUUGAUGAAGCAAAAAAUAUGAAGGAAAACCGUGACAAAGUUAUGCACCUCGAUGAGGACAGAAAUUUCAAAAGUUCAGAAGAGCACAGGUUAAAUGAACAUAAAUUCGAAAGAAAAAAUAAACAGCAAGGAAAAUCUACUUAUUAUGGAAAGGAAGAGAAUUACAAACCUAGAGACGAAUAUAUUUUACGAGAAGAAAAGAUCAGAGUUCCUCAUGAGGAUGAAAAAGAAUAUGGUAUGCCCGCAGACGGAUACGCAUUUAAAAAUGAAUACUCCGAUACGCAUCACUACGAUUAUGAUGAGAAAUUCGCACAAAAGAUUCCCUCCCAAGAUAGGGAUAAGCCUGCAAGAAAGCUCCCCAACCGAGACGAGUCCCAAAACAUAACCAAACUAUCCAAAUACGAGAGAGAGAACAAACCCUACGAUUUUGAAAGGGAAAAAAAAAGGAAAAAAGCACACGAUCAACCCAACUUGGACCAACCAACCAAAUCAGCAGAAAAGUCUAAGUCCCACAAAAAGGAUAGGGCCCACAAAAAGGAUAAGAACUACAAAAAGGAUAGGGCCCACAGAAAGGAUAGGUCCCACAGAAAGGAUAGGUCCCACAGAAAGGAUAAGGCCUACCAAAAGGAUAAGGACUACCAAAAGGAUAAGGACUACCAAAAGGAUAAGGACUACCAAAAGGAUAAGGACUACCAAAAGGAUAGGUCCUACCAAAAGGAUAAGGACUACCAAAAGGAUAAGGACUACCAAAAGGAUAGGUCCUACCAAAAGGAUAAGUCCUACCAAAAGGACAAGUAUGACCAAAAGGAUAAGUCCUACCAAAAAGAUAUGUCCUACAAGAAGGAUAAGUACUACAAGGAAAUAGCAGAAAUUCAAAAAAUCCCCAAGAAAUCAGAUGAAUCCAACUUUGAUGAUAAAUUUAAAAAAAGCUCAAGUCAAUACAAAAUGGAAACGGAAAAGAUGAAAAAUGUUAAUAAAAAGGGUUAUGGCGAUAAAUACCCCAAGAAUUUUGACUCCCAGAAUGACAUGGACUUUAUUGAUCUGGAUGAUGCUUACAGAAAAAAAGAAUCCGAUCGAAAGGAAUACUUCGAUGAUGAGAUUAAUUACAAAAGUCGUGGCUACAACAUGGAUGAUGAUUAUGAAAUUGAUGAAGCAAAAAAUAUUAAGGAAAACCAUGACAAAGUUGUGUACCUCGAUGAGGACGGAAAUUGCAUAAGUGCAGAAGAGUACAUGUUAAAUGAAUAUAAAUACGAAAGAAAAAAUAAACAGCAAGGAAAAUCUACUUAUUAUGGAAAGGAAGAUAAUUACAACCCUAGAGACGAAUAUAUUUUACGAGAAAAAAAGACCAGAGUUCCUCAUGAGGAUGAAAAAGAAUAUGGCAUGCCCACAGACGGAUACGCAUUUAAAAAUGAAUACUCCGAUACACAUAACUACGAUUAUAAAGAAGAAUCCUACGAAAUAAUAAACGAAAAUAAUGAAAAGGAAAAAGGAAAAGGAAAAGGAAAAGGAAAAGAAAAGGCAAAGGCAAAAGUGAAGCUACCAAUACUGUAUGAACAUUCUAAAAACGAAUCCAUAGAUUAUAAGUUUUCUAAAAAUGUUCAAAAGGGAAAUAGUAAAAACCAGAAAAAACCCAAAGACAAAUUCUUUGUAUGCGAGUUUAUUGAAAAAGUCGAUGCCAAGCUCGAUGAAGAAAUGGGACGCCACUUGAAGCCGACAGAAAAACAAAAUUACUCAGGUAGAAAACUAAAAGGGAUAAGAAAAUUUUUUUACCUUAUGAGCAAGUAUAGAGUGUUCGUCGGGCUUGGUGCGCUUGGAAUAGCUGCUCUGGUAUUUUUAUCAAUCCUUGCCUUGCUUUGGUUUAUGGUCCACGUAAGCUUCUGCAAUUACGCCGCUCACGCAAAAAAGCCAAAGAUGAACGAUUAA
This is a messenger RNA of Plasmodium cynomolgi strain B, 2973 nucleotides long. RefSeq lists its product as hypothetical. The transcript is spliced from 5 exons. Bases 1 to 546 code for a protein of 181 amino acids. NCBI's taxonomy places the organism in Eukaryota, Apicomplexa, Aconoidasida, Haemosporida, Plasmodiidae. The record is from RefSeq and is a predicted model, not a curated record.